AUGGCCAUGGACCAAGAGCUGCCGCUCGGGCUCGGCGACUUCUCCAUCGCCAUGGACGCCUCCUCCCUCGCCGCCCUCUGGCCCCCGACGCCGCUCCUCCCGCCGGAUCUCCAAUCUGCUUACCAAGACCAAGAGAGCUCUUCGUCGCCGUGGCGUGGCAUGCAGAUCGUGGAGGAGGCGAGGCGGAGGCUGGCCGCGGCCACAGCAGAGCUGGAGGCGGCCAAGGAGGAGGUGCGCCGCAAGGAGCAGAGCAUCGCCGCCCUGCUGGAGCUCGUGCGCCGCAUGGCCGACGAGCGCGACCAGCUCCAGCACCAGGUCCGGCAGCACCUGCUGCUGGCCCGCGAGCUGGCGGCCGCGACGACGUCCAGCAGCAGCGACUCAGGCGCGAGCUUCCCGACCUUCUCCCCGACGGCCGCCAACCCCUCCACCUUGCUCAAGGCCAGCGCCGCCGUUGAGGACAGGAGCGCACCAGUUGCUAUCGACGACGACAGGACCGCGGCGGUGCUCGAGCAGCUGGCGGCCAAGAGGCCGCUGCCACAGCAGGGGCAGCUGCUGCAGGCGGUCAUGGAGGCAGGGCCUCUCCUGGAGAACCUGCUGGUGGCAGGGCCAGUGCCGCAGUGGCGCGACCCGCCGCCGGUGCAGCCGAUCCCCAGCCCCGUCAUAUCGGCGCCUUCAGGCUCUCGUGCUCCCAUGGGCUGGGGCCAUGGUAGCAGCUCUUCUCUCUUUUUUUCUACUCAUCAACGAUACUAG
This is a messenger RNA of Triticum turgidum subsp. durum (durum wheat), 750 nucleotides long. NCBI's taxonomy places the organism in Eukaryota, Viridiplantae, Streptophyta, Magnoliopsida, Poales, Poaceae. The record is from the annotation of a GenBank genome assembly.